ACCUCACUUGCCUCUCACCCACCAUUUUCCCAAUCGCGCACAAGCACAAGAAGAAGAUUCUAACACAAGAUAGUCUUACCUGGACUAAAGUCCAACCUAUCCAGGCGCACACCACGAGGAUUUGCAUGGGCCUCAGCGCCGACCACGAGCACCCACCAUGCAGCACGUAUUCUCGCACCAGAGUCCAUACCACCAGCAACCGGACUGGCAGCAUCAUCCGCAAGCACAUCACCAAUACGCCGCGCAAUCACAAGCCGCCGCCCAGCAGCAACAACAGCAGCAGUCUCAGCAGCAACACUACGCUCGUCCCGCUCAGAACGGCGCAAGUAAUGGUGGAGGUGGAAACGGCGUCGGACAGCUAGGAGGGGAUCACAACGGUGGUGGUAUCACGAGCGCGAGCGACAACAUGAGUGAAGAGAACAGACGGGUAUUGGAGUGGAUCGCGCAGACGCUCAAUGCGAAUACGCGCGAGGCAGCGCUGUUGGAGCUGAGCAAGAAGAGAGAGCAGGUACCAGAGUUGGCGCUGAUAUUAUGGCAUUCUUUUGGCGUCAUGACGUCCCUUCUCCAGGAGAUCAUCUCGGUCUACCCGCUGCUCAAUCCGUCACAGCUGACAGCGGCGGCUUCGAAUCGGGUCUGCAAUGCUUUGGCGCUGCUCCAGUGCGUUGCUAGUCACAGCGAGACACGCGGACUGUUCCUGAAUGCACACAUCCCACUCUUCCUCUACCCGUUCCUCAACACAACCUCCAAAUCCCGACCCUUCGAAUACCUCCGCCUGACAUCCCUCGGCGUGAUUGGCGCGCUGGUCAAAAACGACAGUUCCGAUGUCAUCAACUUCCUCCUCACCACCGAGAUUAUCCCGCUCUGCCUCCGUAUCAUGGAGACUGGAUCGGAGCUGAGCAAGACGGUGGCCAUCUUCAUUGUGCAGAAGAUCCUCCUCGACGACAUGGGACUGCAGUAUAUCUGCCAGACAUACGAGCGAUUUUACGCUGUUGGUACAGUGCUGUCGAAUAUGGUGACGCAGUUGGUGGAUCAGCAGACAGUGAGAUUGCUGAAGCAUGUUGUGAGGUGCUUCUUGCGCCUCUCCGACAACGCUCGCGCCCGCGAGGCUCUCCGACAAUGCCUUCCGGAGCCACUUCGGGACGCUACUUUCUCCCCUGUUUUGCGAGACGACGCCGCAACUAAGCGCUGCUUGGCGCAGCUUCUCUUGGCCCUCUCGGAUCAGGCUGCUGAGCCUACAAUGUCUGGCGCUUCGUAUGGUCAUCACGCGCAGAGCCUUCUGCCGACGAUGUCAUGA
Molecule: messenger RNA, 1294 nt
Organism: Zymoseptoria tritici IPO323
Lineage: Eukaryota; Fungi; Ascomycota; Dothideomycetes; Mycosphaerellales; Mycosphaerellaceae
Exons: 4
Coding region: 158-1294 (378 amino acids)
Biological process (GO): mRNA catabolic process; negative regulation of translation
Cellular component (GO): CCR4-NOT core complex; CCR4-NOT complex; P-body
Source: RefSeq, a predicted model, not a curated record